AUGAGGCUCUCUUCCCUGAUAUGGGGCCUGCUCCUCGGAGCUGUGGCCCACGUGGCGGCCCAAGAAGAGGAAGACGAGGAGAUACCGGCGGAUUACUCCCAGGAGUAUACUGAGUUCGACGGGAAGGUGGUGCCCCCGAUUCUGGAACUUACACCCGAUACCUUUGAAAAGGAAAUCAAAGCAUCAAAGCACAUGCUGGUCAAGCAUUACAGCCCAUACUGCCCUCACUGCCAGGACUUCGCGCCCAACUUUCGCACGUUGUACGAAUUCUACUACACCGAAGAGAUGUCAGAUCCGUCGACAACAUUUACAGAAUACUACGAUUGGCGCUGGAAGGGCGUCAAGAGCAUACAAUUUCUGUCCGACCAGAUUGAGCCUGUUCUCGAAAGCGCGAGGCCUGGGUCCAGGCCCACAAAGGUGCUGACGCCCAAGGCAUAUGAUAAGCAGCGUCCCAAGGCAGAGGGCGACUCGACAGCUUCCAUGCCCAAGCCCAAGUCCCCGGCAGGAGAAGUCGAGCUGAGGGAGGCUGGCGCGCCCGCUGCGGGGGCCGCUGCUGCUGCGGCUCCAGCUGUCGAAGAACUGGCUGCACUCAAACCCGCGGAGCCCAAGGCCGAUGCCGUCAAAGCUGCACCGCCCGCCCCAGCAAAGGCCCAACCGGCGAAGCCAACCAAGACCCCGAACCCGAAUGGCGUAUCUGUCUCUCUCACCGCAGAAAGCUUCCAGACACUGGUGACCAUGACGCAGGAGCCGUGGUUCAUCAAAUUCUAUGCGCCUUGGUGUCAUCACUGUCAAGCUAUGGCCCCGAGCUGGGUUCAGCUCGCCAAGGAGAUGCAAGGCAAGCUCAAUGUCGGCGAGGUCAACUGCGAGGCCAACAAGCGCCUCUGCAAGGAUGCGCAUCUCCGUGGCUACCCUACAAUCUUGUUCUUCCGGGGUGGCGAGCGAGUCGAAUAUGACGGGCUCCGUGGGAUUGGCGACUUUGUGCACUACGCUGAAAGCGCUGUCGAAUUGUCUAACGGCGUGCAAGAGGUGGAUGCCGAGUCGCUCGAGGCUCUGGAGGCCAGAGAGGAGGUGAUCUUUAUAUACUUUUACGAUCACGCGACCACGAGCGAGGACUUUAUGGCUCUCGAGCGGCUGCCGUUGAGUCUCAUUGGGAAGGCCAAGCUGGUCAAGACCAAGGAUCCGAAGCUUUACGACCGGUAUAAGAUCACUACCUGGCCAAGACUUUUGGUCUCUCGUGAGGGCAGGCCGACCUACUACACCCCUCUCACGCCGAAUGAGAUGCGCGAUACACGCCAGGUCCUGACAUGGAUGAAGUCCGUCUGGCUGCCCAUCGUGCCGGAACUCACUGCCUCGAACGCCCGCGAGAUCAUGGACGGCAAGAUUGUGGUUCUCGGUAUCAUCAACAGACAGGAUCAAGAGUCAUUCUCGAGUGCCAUCAGGGAGAUGAAGAGCGCCGCCAGUGAAUGGAUGGACAAGCAGAUACAGCUGUUCCAGCUGGAGCGGCAGGAGCUGCGCGACGCCAAGCAGCUGCGGAUUGAGGAGGCCGAGGAUCGUGGCGACCAGAGGGCCCUCAGGGCAGCCAAGCUCAUCCAUGUGAAUAUGGAUCGUGCAGACCGCAAAGAAGUCGGGUUCGCCUGGGUCGACGGCGUUUUCUGGCAGAGGUGGAUCAAGACGACGUAUGGAAUCGACAUCAAGGAUGGCGAGAGGGUCAUUAUCAAUGAUGAGGAUAACCGCCGUUACUGGGACCAAACUAGCACCGGGAACUAUAUCAUCCCCUCGCGCACGUCGAUCCUGGAGACCAUCAACAAGGUUACGGCGCAGCCUCCCAAGAUCAAGCCCAAGCUGACCAUCUCAAGCUUCGAGAAGAUCUUCUUCGACAUGCGGGUGACCUUCUCGGAGCAUCCAUACCUCACCAUCGGCUGUGUCGCUGGCUUGCUACUAGGCUCUGCGUCAUGGUUCCGUGGGCGUUUCGGCAGGAGGAGAGGCAACAGACUCUUCCUGAACGACGAGUUCAAGGCACCACUCCUGGGCUCCAAUGCCAACGGAAAGACUGACUGAGGUAACGGAGCAAGGAAGAGAGAGAUGGAACUGACUGACGAAGGAUGAUAAGAAAGAUUCCUGACAGUUAUACGACCAGCAUGCGCAGGCAGCAGCAGAUUGGGUAGGCCAAAGAACGCUUUUGCACGACCGCGAACGUGAGAGCCACAUAUAUCUAUUUUAUAUGUUUGUAUAUUAAAGCGUCAUGCUCGCAUAUCUGAUACACACACAAAAAGGGGGGACAUAAAACUUGUGCCCAGUUCUCUUGGAGGUAUACGGGGGGGGGGGGGGGUGGUUCACAACUUGUUAGGAGGCCAGCAGCUCAACGAUUCACUCACCGCCAUCGAGGCCACGUCGGGAUGAACCGAGGAGGGAGGGGAAUUGGAAGGUUGGCUGGAUGAUGGACCACUCACUGGUGAUGGUGGUGGUGUGCGAAUAGCGACCGGCAGGAUACCCAAGUCGGGACGCUUUAGGGAGGAAGAGAACGGACAUGCAUACUAAUAUGAUUCUUGUUUUUGUUUCUUUGGUUCAAGACUUUAUC
Molecule: messenger RNA, 2578 nt
Organism: Cryphonectria parasitica EP155
Lineage: Eukaryota; Fungi; Ascomycota; Sordariomycetes; Diaporthales; Cryphonectriaceae
Exons: 4
Coding region: 1-2058 (685 amino acids)
Cellular component (GO): endoplasmic reticulum
Molecular function (GO): protein disulfide isomerase activity
Source: RefSeq, a predicted model, not a curated record